CAAAAUAAAAUAAAAUUUCUCACACUCAUUCUUUCUGUCUUUUUGUUUCGCUUCACUCCCCACCAGUACAUCUCCUCGCUGGCCGUCUCUAAAUCUUGAGCAGCUUAUCUCAUCUCUCUCUUCUUCUUCUUCUUCCCCAUUAGAAUUUCUUGUAAAAGUUUUGGGCUUUAAUCUCCAAACGGGUCACUUCCCUUUCUUGCCAUAGCUUAUCUUUUACAACAAUUAAGCCCGAAUUUUUUGCGUAAAGAAACAAAUCUACAGCUAACCCGGCAAUCAGUUUCUUUCCUUCUUCUCUCUGAUUUUCCUCCAAUCGAUUUCUCAACAGUGACAUCACGGCUCAAUCUGUCUCUGUGUUUAUCGUUGAGAUUUAGUCAAAAUGCAGACCCUUUUGAGAAGCCCAUUAAAGCUUUGAUUCUUUUGUACCUACUUGUAUCUUGGGGUUGUUGGCAAGCCAUUUACUACUGUGAUCUUUUUCAGCAAAAAAUUCAAUGAGGAGAUUCUUGAAGAGUAUUGGCUUCUCACGCGCUCUUUGGUGGCAAAUUCUUGUCCAAAAUUUGUAUCUCAUUGUGGGUUUUUGAGGUGCAUGCUCUUUUUCUACUCAACUCUCAGGAAACUGAGGGGAGCUCCAUUGCCGCCUGCUGCAAAUACCUCAAGAUUUAGGGCUUUGUACUGAAACCCUUCGGCUGUAUCCGGACAAAGAUCAGACUGUUAUAAUCUCGCUGCUCAUAUUUGACCCUUUGAAGAAGAAAGAGGAGGUUGAAAGAGAUUCUUGGUUGCCUUAAUUUCGGUUUAUUUCGUUUAUGUGUCAAUGGGUUUAUGGCGAAGAAUCAAGGUUUUAAUUCCUUUUGAGCUAAAAAGAUUCGCAGACCAAGCCCUUUGAGUCUUUGGGAGAUAGCUUCUUUAACAAGGGUUCCAAAAGGGAAAAGCAAUCUGAAGAAGGCAUAAGAGUAGCAACGGUUGAAACCUUCAAAGUCACUUUUAUACACACAUUCUCUACUCUCAAGCUGACAGUAUAAUUUUUUUUCCUUUAUCAAGUAUCCGUUGUUCUAUUAAUUGGAGAGAUAUACGUGGCUGCUACGUCCAAGUUUUGAUUUUGAAGUCCAAGGCCAGAGGUUUUGAAGCUUAAUUUCAAGAAAUUUAUUGCACAUUUUCAGUUAUCAUUCUUUGGAUCCAAGGUUUUAUAACUAGAAACUCCUCAGGCUAUAUAUUGUCUUCCGGGAACUGAGAUUUUACCACAUUGGUUUGGGUAGCAUUGUGCUGAGUUUCAAAAUUUCAAAGCAUCGAUGGGGCUUCUAUUUCGAAGUCUCGCGAUGCUUUUCGUUGUGAUAUGGUUCUCACGGCUGCCUGAUCUUUCUGCACAAUCUUCAAGAGGCUCACCGCAUGCCCUUGAUGCUCUUCUUCAAGAUUAUGCUUACAGGGCUUUUGUUCAUCCAAAGACCGGUGUUACCUUUGAUGGUCAGGUUCCCUUGAAUUUGACUGGAAUUCAGAUUGCAGCUAUGAGGCUCAGGAGUGGUAGCUUGUACAGAAGAGGUGUUGCGAUGUACAAAGAGUUUGAGAUCCCCCAGGGUGUCACUGAGAGUCCAUAUGUGGAGAGGCUUGUUUUGGUGUACCAAAACUUAGGCAAUUGGUCAAUGGUGUAUUACCCAUUACCUGGUUACUCUUACUUAGCUCCAGUGCUCGGUCUUCUUGCUUAUGAUGCUAGCAACUUAUUAGCCACAAAUUUGCCAGAAUUGGAUAUCAGGGCAUCUGGUGAUCCCAUAAAAAUCAAAUUCCAGGAUGUGAAACCAACCCCUGCAGGGACCGUGGCAAAGUGCGUUUCGUUUGAUUUGGAUGGUUCGGUCAAUAUCAGCAAUGUGGCAUCAGGCAAUAUAUGCUCAACAAUCCAACAGGGGCACUUCUCUAUAGCAGUCGAGUCCAUUGCUCCUUCUCCAGCACCAGUCUCUCCUAGUCCUAACCCUGCUGGUGAAAGUCCAAAUGUAACCCCAAGCCCUAGUGCUGGAAAGAAGAAGAAUAAUUCUAAAGUGUGGAUAAUUGUUGGGUCUGUGCUGGGUGGAUUAGCAUUGCUGGCAUUGUUGUUCUUCCUAGUACUUUGGGUGCAUAAGUACAGGGAAAAGAAGAGUUUGCAACAGAUGGAGAAGGCUGCAGAUGUAGGAGAAGCCUUGCAUAUGACCUCAGUUGGAGAUACAAAAGCACCUGCAGCAACAUUUACUCGAACACAACCGACCAUCGAGAGCGAAUAUGUUCCUUGACUUCCCACCAUUUUGUACAAGCCUCCACUUCUUUCCAACCACCAUUCAUAUUCAAGUUCAAUUCCUGUAUUCAGAAAUUCAUCUAAUCACACCUUUUUUUGGUGGUGUCUCCUUCUACGCGUUGCUUGUUCUCGGUAGAUUCUUUGUGUCACUGUGGGUAAUCUAGGAUUUAAGUGUAAAUCUGUUAUCACUCACUGAUAGUUACUAGUAUGAUUCAUUGUGGUGUGAAACUGUGAAUUUAGCCCAAAGUGAUCCUAUAUGUGAUGAUUUUAGUUGUUUCAUUGAGAAGAAAUUAUUAUAAGUUUCAUUGUCCCCAGAAUGUACCUUGGAGAUCAUUGUCCCCUCUUUCAAGUUAUGGGCGAGUAAGAGUGAAGUA
This is a messenger RNA of Prunus avium (sweet cherry), 2625 nucleotides long. RefSeq names its product transmembrane protein, putative (DUF1191). The record is from RefSeq and is a predicted model, not a curated record. Gene Ontology annotation, cellular component: membrane. NCBI's taxonomy places the organism in Eukaryota, Viridiplantae, Streptophyta, Magnoliopsida, Rosales, Rosaceae.